CGUAGACCUUUUAUUUAUCCUCCAUAGAUCCGUCGCCAGCUCCGCCUCGUGGGACCAGCACACUGCUUGGCCCGCAGCGGUCGCCCCGGAAACGCACGCUGCUUGGAGCUGAAACUGUUGGGUGAACCCCUUCUCAACCCGCUCCCACGGUCCGACGCCUCGUUCCUCCAGACCCGCUUCUAGUAAGGCAGGUGUAUCCACGCCAUCCACGAGUUGUAGCAACCACAGCGGAAGCUUACGAUGUCUCACGCAGACUCCGGGAAAAGGGAGCUUCCGACUCCGAGCGCUUAGCAACCACUGGUUUCCUCCUUCGCUUGGCCACCUCCGAGAUCCUCUUCCGGGGAAGAGGUCGCCCCGCCCCUCCCGCGUUUCCUCUAAGAUGGCGAGCGGCGGCAGUGGGGGGGUUUCGGUGUCUGCGCUCUGGAGCGAAGUGAACCGCUAUGGCCAGAACGGCGAUUUCACGCGUGCCCUCAAGACCGUGAAUAAGAUACUGCAGAUCAACAAGGAUGAUGUCACUGCCCUACACUGUAAAGUGGUAUGCCUUAUCCAGAAUGGGAGUUUCAAGGAAGCCUUGAAUGUCAUCAAUACUCACACCAAAGUGUUAGCCAAUAACUCUCUUUCUUUUGAGAAGGCGUAUUGUGAGUAUAGGCUGAACCGAAUUGAGAAUGCCUUGAAGACAAUAGAAAGUGCCAACCAGCAGACAGACAAACUGAAGGAGCUUUAUGGACAAGUGUUAUACCGGUUAGAACGCUAUGAUGAAUGCUUAGCUGUGUAUAGAGAUCUCGUCCGAAACUCCCAAGAUGAUUACGAUGAGGAGAGAAAAACAAACCUUUCAGCAGUUGUUGCAGCUCAAAGCAACUGGGAAAAAGUGGUUCCAGAGAACUUGGGCCUCCAAGAAGGCACACAUGAAUUGUGCUACAACACUGCUUGUGCACUGAUAGGACAAGGCCAGCUGAAUCAGGCAAUGAAAAUCCUACAAAAAGCUGAAGAUCUUUGCCGCCGUUCAUUAUCAGAAGAUUCUGAUGGGACUGAGGAAGACCCUCAGGCAGAACUGGCCAUCAUUCAUGGGCAGAUGGCCUACAUUCUGCAGCUUCAGGGUCGCACAGAGGAAGCUUUGCAACUUUACAAUCAGAUCAUAAAGCUCAAGCCUACAGAUGUGGGAUUGCUAGCUGUGAUUGCAAAUAACAUCAUUACCAUUAACAAGGACCAAAAUGUCUUUGACUCCAAGAAGAAGGUGAAAUUAACCAAUGCAGAAGGAGUAGAGUUUAAGCUUUCCAAGAAACAGCUGCAAGCAAUAGAAUUUAACAAAGCUUUGCUUGCUAUGUAUACAAACCAGGCAGAACAAUGCCGAAAAAUAUCUACUAGUUUACAGUCCCAGAGUCCUGAGCAUCUCCUGCCUGUGUUAAUCCAAGCUGCCCAGCUCUGCCGUGAAAAGCAGCACACGAAAGCAAUAGAGCUGCUUCAGGAAUUUUCAGAUCAGCAUCCAGAAAAUGCAGCUGAAAUUAAGCUGACCAUGGCACAGCUGAAAAUUUCCCAAGGUAAUAUUUCUAAAGCAUGUCUGAUAUUGAGAAGCAUAGAGGAGUUAAAGCAUAAACCAGGCAUGGUAUCUGCAUUAGUGACCAUGUAUAGUCAUGAGGAAGAUAUCGAUAGUGCCAUUGAGGUCUUCACACAAGCUAUCCAGUGGUAUCAAAACCAUCAGCCCAAAUCUCCUGCUCAUUUGUCUUUGAUAAGAGAAGCGGCCAACUUCAAACUCAAAUAUGGGCGGAAGAAGGAGGCAAUUAGUGACCUAGAACAGCUAUGGAAACAAAAUCCAAAAGAUAUUCACACCCUGGCACAGCUUAUUUCUGCUUACUCACUUGUAGAUCCUGAGAAGGCAAAAGCUCUUAGUAAACACUUGCCUUCGUCAGACAGCAUGUCUCUGAAAGUCGAUGUGGAGGCUCUUGAAAACUCCCCCGGUGCUACGUACAUUCGGAAGAAGGGCGGAAAAGUUGCUGGAGACAGUCAACCGAAGGAGCAAGGACAGGGAGAUUUGAAAAAGAAGAAGAAGAAAAAGAAGGGAAAACUGCCUAAGAAUUAUGAUCCAAAAGUGACCCCAGAUCCAGAAAGAUGGCUGCCAAUGCGUGAACGUUCUUACUACCGGGGAAGAAAGAAGGGUAAAAAGAAGGAUCAGAUUGGAAAGGGGACCCAAGGAGCAACUGUGGGAGCUUCAUCUGAACUGGAUGCCAGUAAAACUGUGAGCAGCCCACCCACCUCCCCAAGACCUGGCAGUGCAGCAACAGCAUCUACAAGUAAUAUCAUCCCCCCGAGACACCAGAAACCUGCAGGGGCUCCAGCAACAAAAAAGAAACAGCAACAGAAAAAGAAGAAAGGUGGAAAAGGUGGCUGGUGAUUAGAACUCUUGUUGCAGGCUAUUUUAAAAUUAGUCUUAGUAACACUAGGAACAUAAUGGUAACACAGCAAGAAGCACAUAGCUGCUCCCUUUCUCAUCCCCACAUUUUCACAAAAUGAUUUUCUUGUGCAUCAGACAGGAAAACAUCAUCCUCAAACUCUUGCCUAGUCAGACUUGGCCUACUUUUACCACCUAGCUUUUACACAGAUGAUAAGGACUCAAAAUAAUUGGUGGGUAAUAAUAAAUACCCACCUUGAUAUCUUUUGUAUCCUUUCCCUUUGUGUGCUGGUGGGUUUCUUUUUUUGUCUUUUUUUUUUUUGUUUUUUUUUGGUUUUUGGUUUUGUUUUUUUUGUUUUUCAGUUUCACAAACAAGGCAUGUUAUCUAAGAAGAAACUACUUCUGUUUUAACUAGAGUCCGAAAAUACUAGUUCCUAUCAAGUCCCACUUUAUGUUUUAGGAGGCCUUAGGAGACUGAAAGUGGAAUCAUCUGAGCAUUCCAAAUAUGCGAAUGUAAAGGGACCUAUUAAUACACUGGUGUUCUUCACUUCAUUACAUGAGUGGCCACAGGAAAACUAAAGUAAAUGUCUUGAUUAAUUUUUACCACAAAUUCUCUGUCAUGUGAAACUGGAAUAUGGGAAUGUAUAGUAAUUAAAAGUAAGUUUGUGGAUGUAUAUAUACACAUAUAUAUAAAUUAGGACUCCUUUGUGCCCCCAUAUCAUUUUCAGAUUAUGAUAACAUUAUGCCAAUUUAGCACUAUUAAAGAACUCAAGGAAAGCAUAUCAGUGUUGUAAGAAGUUGAUUCUUAGACCCAGUGCUGUGAGGUCAGAUGGGUUUGGACUCUCAAUCAAAUUUAAUGGCCCCCAUCAAGAGCAUGAACAUUGACUUCCUAUGUAGAGAGGAAAUCAAUACCAGAGUUCAAUAGCAGGCAGUAUUAAAACUAACAGUACUGUUUGGCCCAAUAGUAAAUACUCAGCUCCUCUUUCUACUUAGGGGUAUGACUAUUCAUUACCCUUCCCAACGUGAUGGAGUAUUAAUAGUCAGUCUGUGGCAUUAUCUGUGAUGUUAGUGCUGUUCUGGUCUUUCCUUGCUCACAAGCCACUUUCCCACUGAACAGUUGUAACACUGGGAUGUUCAACCUUGUUAAUAUUCAUUUUAUGCUACCCAAGAUAGCAUUGAAUUUAGACUUAAGAGUUAUUUCCUUGUGAUCAUAUUACUCCAUCCUUGUUAAUAAAGUGCUGCUGUGUUUGACUCAA
Hipposideros armiger (great roundleaf bat) is the source of this 3642-nucleotide messenger RNA. RefSeq names its product signal recognition particle 72 (gene SRP72). NCBI's taxonomy places the organism in Eukaryota, Metazoa, Chordata, Mammalia, Chiroptera, Hipposideridae. The coding region runs from base 380 to 2389 and encodes 669 amino acids. Gene Ontology annotation, molecular function: 7S RNA binding; ribosome binding; protein binding. The transcript has 19 exons. Gene Ontology annotation, biological process: SRP-dependent cotranslational protein targeting to membrane. Gene Ontology annotation, cellular component: signal recognition particle, endoplasmic reticulum targeting. The record is from RefSeq and is a predicted model, not a curated record.